UCAUUCACCACGAAAGACAGUUACAUGUUCACUAGUCCGCUUCUUCUGCGGUUGUAAAUAAAACCUUGGGCAAUGUAUAAUAAUGCUUCGCAACGGCCAAAAUCAAGCGCAAUUUCUGGUCCGGAGUCUUGGGCAGCUGGCGCGGGGAAUGGCCAGUGUGAGAAAGACCACCAGUAAGCAGGAGAAGACGAAAACAAAACUGCCAAAGCGUCCGACCAUUGAGAUGCCGUUAGAAGAGCCCUUAAAUGCCAAUUAUUUGGCUAAAAAUUUAGGUAGCAGUUAUCGGGCCUGGGCGACUGCUCUGGAAAAGCACCCCGAAUUGAAGACUGUAAAGCGGAAGGACCUCCAUAACUCCUACGAAACGCUAAAAUCUCUGGAGUACAGCGUUGAUGACAUCCUAGGAAAGCCCAUGAUCAUCUACUAUGGGGCCACCACGCUAGCCAAUCGCCACAGUGUCCUGCAGGAGUGCGGUUUUGAUAACAUUACGAUCCAGACGUUGGCAAAAUAUGUCACGGUGGUCAACAAACCCAUAAAAGUUCUCAAGGCCCAUAGAUACAUACCCUUUGAUUUAAAAGUGGCGGAGCGCCUGGCGGAAUUGUUUACAGAUAUUAAACUGCCAGUGGAUUUGCGAGAGCUGGAUAGCGAAAGCAUUACAUUAAAGAGCCUGAGGCAAUCCCUGCUAAACGCUUACCUGCGCGAACGCCUUCAGAUGGACGACAGUGAUCUCCAAAAGCUGUGGCGCGUAUACUCCCGCAUCCGCCACAAGAGUUUUCGCGCCGUGCAGGACACCGUAGAACUACUGACCAAUGAGCUGCAUUUUCCUGCCGAGCGGCUGAGGAAAAACAGCUUUUUGCUUUAUUCUGAGGCGGAUAACGUGAGACGUAUCCUGAAGGAGAUACCUACCAUUGACUCGCAGGACAUUCGGGAAAUCGGUUUCCGACGACCCAAGAUUUUGAUGUCCACCUGCGAUAGCUUGAAACAAACUCUGCAGUAUGUGAACUCCUUUGGAAUCAGUGAGGAUGCCGUCCUGCGCUGCCUGGAGGUGCUUACCCUUGGCCCGGAUACGGUGCUGGAGCGACUGAGGGAUCUGCAGGAGAUUGAGGAGUUUCAGGUGCUAGGCACCAACCCGCGAGUGCUACGACUGGUGCACUACCAAAAUAAGGCGCGACUGCGUCUGGAUUACCUUAAUCAAUUGAAAGUUCGCUGCGCCUCCCUACACAUCCUUUCAUGCGGCUCCGAGGCGUUUGCAAAAUUUGCCAGAGAUGGUUCGGAUCGCACCAAAGGUCGCGAUAUCGUAGUCUACUUGGGAAAUGUUUUAUCCAAGGAUGUGCAAGUGCUUCGCAAUCUGCUCUCCCGCCAUCCCAACUGGUGCCACAUACCUCUGCUGCAUGUUAAACAGUGCCUGGAGUACCUCCGUAGCAAGAAGUUUAAGCUGAAUGAGAUCUUUGCCAACAUCCACUUGCUUCUUUAUCCCAUAAAACGCAUUGAGGAGAAGAUGCUUUUGUUGCAAUCUCCGGAUGCCCAGGAAGAAUUGCAGUUGCCUGUGGCGGAUUUUAAUUCACUUAGUAACAACGAGAUUCUGACUCUCAUCCUUUACCUUAUCGAAUCAGAAUUUCACUUCACUGGUGACGGCAUCUGGACGGAGCAGCACACACAUCAUGUAGAGAACUUCAAUAAUCUUCUCCCCGAUUUCCCCGAGAGCCUCAACAAGGUUUACAAAUACGGAGUGAAGCCUGCCGAUAAGCUGGUCAUGCAGCAUUUGUAGGCACUACUUAUAAAUUUGUAUAAAGAUUGUUAUUAGAAUUUAAAAAUAUUUUUGAAUCCAACUUUAAA
This is a messenger RNA of Drosophila ficusphila, 1833 nucleotides long. RefSeq names its product transcription termination factor 5, mitochondrial (gene mTerf5). Gene Ontology annotation, molecular function: double-stranded DNA binding. Gene Ontology annotation, biological process: regulation of DNA-templated transcription; termination of mitochondrial transcription. Gene Ontology annotation, cellular component: mitochondrial matrix. The transcript is spliced from 4 exons. The record is from RefSeq and is a predicted model, not a curated record. Bases 83 to 1765 code for a protein of 560 amino acids. Lineage: Eukaryota; Metazoa; Arthropoda; Insecta; Diptera; Drosophilidae.